Populus euphratica (Euphrates poplar) is the source of this 1279-nucleotide messenger RNA. RefSeq lists its product as uncharacterized. The transcript has 6 exons. NCBI's taxonomy places the organism in Eukaryota, Viridiplantae, Streptophyta, Magnoliopsida, Malpighiales, Salicaceae. The record is from RefSeq and is a predicted model, not a curated record. The coding region runs from base 254 to 979 and encodes 241 amino acids.
UAAAUGUAUAAAAGGAAAGGAAGAGCUACCCCACACGGCGGCUCCAGGGAGAGCUACAAUCUUCGCCCUCGGCUUCCCCUUUCCUCCCCAGACAUCAAUCAAUAGGAUGUCGAAUCCAAACACUACUAAUUCUUCCUGGGAAACUGUUUCUCGGAUCCUUACGGAACACGAAUUACCCUUUUAAUCUCUUUUGGGUUUUUGACUUCGAGAGACAACAGCCAAUUGCACAAACCUUAAGAAAACGUUACACGGCAUGGAAACCGAGGUUUCGAGUUCGAUACCGCCGUCAACUGUGGAUAUAGAGGAGAGAAACAAGGAUCGGGUGCGCGUGAGGAGAAAAACCUUGAAGGUAGUGCUGGAGCAGUGCCAGAGAGCUCUUGAAUUGCUAAAUAACGCUGACGGAGUUGACGAUGACGGGGAUACCAGCGGAGAGGAAUCCAAGGAAGUGGAGUCGUCGCCGAGCCAAGACAGCUCAUCAACUUCCCUUGGCGAUCAAGAAGCCGAUGAGUUAUGCGACCUCCUCAAAUCGAGAGUUGAAUGCCCUGACUUCCUUGAGAAGCUUGAGUGUGCUCAGCUCUCUGUUUCACAAAACAUUACUGAAGAAGGUAGUUCUUGGGACAUGAUCAGUGAAAAUGAUCUCUGGGAAGCUGAAAUUGAUGAAUCAGAUCAGGAAGAUUAUGUCCUUGUGCGGGAAGAAGAUAUAGUAGAGGGUAUCGCGUGCUUCAUGGCUGCCUAUUUGUUGUCUCUUAAACAGACAAAGGAUUUGGCCCCAACGCAACUCCAGGAGGCCCUUAGCAAGACAUUCUCCGUAAAAAAGAAAAAAGGAAAGCUUCGGAAGGCAUGGGAUGGAAGCAAAGUCAUUUAUAAUGUAGCAUCUUGGGGAGCAACUGCCAUUGGGUUAUAUCAAAACCCUAUACUCUUUGGGGCUGCCUCAAAAGCCUUCUGGACUUCCUGUCAUGUUAUCUCCAAGCUUCUCUGAUGUCCUUGGUACAUGUUGGGAUCUACUGUUGUAUUCAUGCUUGUGCUGCCAUUGCAGCUUGGAGUUUCACCUGUGAGCCAUUCUUUUCAUGCUACAGACGAAUUGAUUUCCCUGACAUCAUUUAAUCUGUAAAUAUUCUUCCUUGUCAAGUAUUUCCAAAUGCCAAUUCAAAUUCAUUGGUAAGAUGAGAUCUUGUUAGUUGUCCCCUGGACUCCCCUUCCAAACUGCACAAUUGGGUUUAAUGAACAGAAAUGUAUCUACGGUGUUUCAGUUGGAAAUUAUGAAUUUUCAUUUUCCAUA